AUGGCGGAUUCCAAGAGGAAGACAUUUAAAACCGCUGUUGCGGCAGAGAGAGUUAGAACACGUGACAUGACGUCACGUCACCCCACCCGCAAGAGGAAAUUCGAUAUAAAUGAGGGGGAACCAGUUAAAUCCCCUCCAGCGGGUGGAAAAUCGACUGCCGGUGGCCCAACAGCCACCGGAACCAAAUUGGCAGGCUCGAAUACCGUUUCUCCAAUACCAGGGCCCAGUAAUACGGUGACCCUGCAGCCUGCCAAUGCAGCACCAUACAGGUGUCAAAUAUGCGAGAGGCCCUAUGAGACAAAAAGUGGCCUCAACAAACAUCUCCUAACAUGUGGCAAGCGCGAUCGAACUAAAUGCCAAUAUUGCAAAGCAGGUUUUACUACAUACACAGGGGUGCGGCUUCACGAGCAGAGGGCACACCCCGAAGCAGAAAACGACAGCAGGAGGAGGGAACUACGAAGGCCUGAUUCCGAAAUCUAUGAUAUACUGGCAAACAUCGAGAUCCAGUCACAUAAAGGCCCCUUUAUGGCGAAAAUGGUUGCCGAAUCAGGUCUGACGAAGGACCAAAUACGGCAUCGAAGAGAUAAACCCAUCUAUAAGCAAUACCUCGAUGCCGCUAGGAAGAAACAGCAACCAAUCCCUUCUCCCAGUGUGCCCUGUGAGCCGCCCACCUGCCCAACGAACGAGAAGAUCGACCAUCAGGCAGCGACAUCGACGCCACCAACAGCUCGCGACGAUGUAAAAGAGGGUGAGUGCUCCUCCGCGGUUGCGUCCGCACUAUCGCCAAUCACUCCAGAUCCGAUGACAAGCAGGAAGAGGAUUCGGAAUGAAUCGAUGUCGCCUCUGUCGCAGCCUACAGUAAGGAGACCCCGCACCGAUGCAGUCAACCUCACCGCCAACUCCCCCGCACAGGUCGAACAAACCCAGGUGGUCAUUGAACCAGCGCUGCGCGAAUACCUCGCGUCUGAACGCGAAGCAGCGCUGGCCAAUGGGAACGGCCAUCUGGCGGACCUGUGCCAGGCAGGAUCAUCGCUUGCGGUUAAUGAUCUUGCCUCCUAUCUAGACAAUUGGAUAAUAGAACAUUUCCAAAAAGGGGGAAGGAAAUACAACCCAAAUGGUCACAGAGGUGGACCAAAAUCAAAUUACGGAGGUACUAGACCAGGAAGAGGUCCACGGGUAGAAUCAUACAAAAAGGCCCAGGAUCUCUACCUCCGUAACAGAUCAGCUCUAGUGGAUAAAAUCAUUUCAGGAACUCCACUAGACUCUACUGAAGAGUCUGAUAAGAAAAAGAAACGCAGGAGGAAGGAAAGCUACGCAAUUUACAUCUACAAAGUGCUGAAGCAGGUACAUCCAGAUACCGGUAUUUCCAGCAAAGCGAUGAGCAUCAUGAACAGCUUCGUCAACGAUAUUUUCGAACGUAUCGCAGCGGAAGCAUCCCGAUUGGCACAUUACAACAAACGUGCCACGAUAACUAGCAGAGAAAUUCAAACAGCCGUUCGACUAUUGCUACCAGGAGAAUUGGCCAAGCACGCCGUCAGCGAAGGUACCAAAGCCGUAACCAAGUACACCAGUUCGAAGAGGAAGGAAAGUUACGCAAUUUACAUCUACAAAGUACUGAAGCAGGUACAUCCCGAUACGGGUAUAUCCAGCAAAGCGAUGAGCAUCAUGAACAGCUUCGUCAACGAUAUUUUCGAACGUAUCGCUGCGGAAGCUUCCAGAUUGGCACAUUACAACAAACGUGCCACGAUAACUAGCAGAGAAAUUCAGACAGCCGUACGACUAUUGCUACCGGGAGAAUUGGCCAAGCACGCAGUCAGCGAAGGUACCAAAGCCGUCACCAAGUACACCAGUUCAAAAUAA
This is a messenger RNA of Acanthoscelides obtectus, 1860 nucleotides long. Lineage: Eukaryota; Metazoa; Arthropoda; Insecta; Coleoptera; Chrysomelidae. The record is from the annotation of a GenBank genome assembly.